Molecule: messenger RNA, 1963 nt
Organism: Phoenix dactylifera (date palm)
Lineage: Eukaryota; Viridiplantae; Streptophyta; Magnoliopsida; Arecales; Arecaceae
Product: SHUGOSHIN 2-like
Biological process (GO): meiotic sister chromatid segregation; maintenance of meiotic sister chromatid cohesion
Cellular component (GO): chromosome, centromeric region; nucleus
Source: RefSeq, a predicted model, not a curated record
CUUCCUCCGGCUCCGUUUAUUUCUAUCUCGGCCACUGUGAAAUAUUUCACUCCCCACACAAGAGAGAGAGAGAGAGAGAGAGAGAGAGAGAGAAUUCUUGGGAGCUCUCUUCUUGGUUGUCCAUGGAGGGAGUUGGCCUUUUUCACUCAGAAACCGACGCCAUUGGAGGCCUUGGAGCCGGAAUUCCCAAAGGGGAGAGCAAUCAGAAGAUCAUGACGCCAUUGAUAAGGAGGAAGAGGCUCUCGGACAUCACCAAUUUGACGAGUAUUGGGAGGUCGCCAAGAUCCAAGGCGGAGGACCAAGAAAUGGCGAAGGUCGUCCCCGCUGUGAGUGCUAAGGGUUACAUUUCCCAGCUCCUCACGGAAAAUUCUGCUCUUUUGAAGAUAAUUGAAGAGAAAAAUAAAAUCAUAGAAAUGAAUGGCAUCGAGUUGCACAAGGUCCGAUUCAUGCUGCAGAAAGCCCAUCAGCAGAAUGCGCAGUUUGCACAGGCUAACUCCCAGAUGCUGGCGGAGUUCAAUCUGGGUAAAGACAGACUUAAAGCAAUGCAGCACGAGCUUGGAUGCAUGACAGCAGCUCUCAGAGUAAAGACCUUAGAACUGAAGGAGGCAACGAAACUUUAUAAACAACACAAGCAACUAGACAAGAAGAUAAGCAUUGAGUUUAAGGAGAACAAGAACAUGAUGGCUGAGUUUGUGCCAGAUGCAUUUCAUCCAGCCAGAUACCAGAAGACUAGCGGUGCCAAUAGGAAGCGUACACUGAGAAGUCGAUCUCUGGGAACUGCUACAGUAAUUCAUCCAGUUCCAGCAAAGGAGAAGAGUGAAAGCAGAAGAAGGUCUUUGAGAAGGAGAUCCAGUAAUCUGAAAGCUAAACUUUGUGAGCCUACUGAGGAAUUGUUUGAGAUAGAAGAUAUAAAGUUUCCAAUCCGAUCGCUGACCGGUGAUCGCAUGCAUGAAGACAUUUCUGUUCAGCUAGACUCUUCUUCAGCUAAAUCCACUUCAGAUGCCAUCCUGAACCCUGUAAAGGUUGAAGUACAGGAAGAGAGGAGCUCACCACAAGAUCAGAAUCAAGGGUCAAGGAGAUCAUCUCUUGGAAGGCCUAUGAGGAGGGCAGUUGAAAGGGUCAGUUCUUACAAGGAAGUGCCUCUCAAUGUCAAAAUGAGAAGAGACGACUAAGUGGUCAUAGCUAACUUGAUUCCCACCUAGAGAUGGUCAACCAGGCACUGACAACUACACGGUCUUCAUGAUCAGGAUUGUUGUAUACCUGUGUACACAAUGUGUUCUUUUAUGAUCUUACAUUGUGUCCCACCCACCCAAAAAAAAACGAAGUACCUCAGUGAAACCGUAAUUGAUAGAGGUUUGGUAUUUUGGUCAUUUGUGAAUGAUCACAAUACUACCGGACUGAUUUGAACAGUAUUCUUAUUCUGGAUGCUUGGAAAAAUUGAUGCUUUAUUCAAAUUAUACCAAAACAAUUGCAUCAUAUCCUUCUCCAAUGAAUGCAAGGUUUUGGCUGCGGCCUUUAAGAACACAAGAUUUUGCAUGUCUUGUGCAAGUAAACAGGGUAAUGCUUUGCCAUCAUAUAUCUAAGCUUUGAGAAAUUCCCUAUAGUAUUGUCACCGGGAAUGAUUCCAAGUAUUUGAUUUCAGUCUUCCAAUUUUCCAUUGAGCAUGUGAUAUAUGGCUGAGUUACUUGACUAAAGGAAUAAACUAGUAUAUAACUCCCGUUAAUGCGAUUUGGGAUAAAGCUUCUGCAUCACUACAUGAACCGCAAAUAUUAUCUGAGUCAGCAGAUCAUUGUAUCUACUCAUGCAGUUUCUGGUUAUCCUAUUUGCCAAAUUUAAUCAUCUUAUCCAUUCCUGCAGUUUAAUCUCAUAUUGAGGCAUCAUGUAAUCUGGCUAACAUCCUGUACGUAUUCAGCAAGCUUUGUGUCUUCUAAAAUCAGUAUACAGUAGAUUGUAAUGCAUGUGG